Caenorhabditis angaria is the source of this 1162-nucleotide messenger RNA. The record is from the annotation of a GenBank genome assembly. Lineage: Eukaryota; Metazoa; Nematoda; Chromadorea; Rhabditida; Rhabditidae.
AUGCUAAAAAUACUGGUGCGAAAUGCGCAUACAGCGGCGACGCGAAAAGCAAUGAUUGAAAAAAUAAUUCGAGUUGAUCAUGCUGGAGAAUUGGGAGCUGAUCGAAUUUAUGCCGGACAAAUGGCAGUUUUGAGUGGUGAGAAACGUUUUUUGGGGGAGGAAGAAGGGUUUGGGUGCGAAUGCUAUAUGAUUUUUGACUGAAAAUUAGAAACUUGAACAUAACAAAUAUUUAUUCCAGGAAAUUAAAUUCCGAAUCAAAAUCAGUAAACGUUUCCUAAAAUUCAGCUCUGAAAAAUUUCCCAUCAAAAUUUUUUAGCCUUUUUGUCAGUUUCAGAUUCUGAUUCAGAAUUUCUGAAUGGGCAUUCUAAUUUUUAAUUUUUUAAAGGCUCAUCAAUCGGUUCAAUUAUCAAAAAAAUGUGGGAUGAGGAAAAAGAACAUUUGGAUACAAUGGAAAGAUUGGCUGCAAAACACGAUGUUUCACAUACAAUUUUAUCGCCCGUUUUUGGAUUGGCUGCUUAUGCGUUGGGUAAGUGAAGUUUAGAAAUUCAGCCUUGAAAAUAUUAAUUGAACUUUUCCGACUGAAGAUUUGGGCCGAAAAAAUUUUUCAGAAAAUUUUAUCAAGAUUUUUAAUUUAAUUUUCAAAUAAAAAUUCCAUUAAAAAUUUUUGUAGUUUGAGAAAUUUUUUAGAGAAAAAUUCUCACUUUUUUUAAAAAAUUACAAUUAGAUAUGGUAAUUUUUUUCUAACUCAAAAUUUGCCCAAAAUGGAGUCCCUUGUCAUGUCCAACUAAAUUGCUCUCCAAUUCCCAAUACUAUAAUAUUUAUUCAGGUGUUGGAUCAGCUCUUUUGGGAAAAGAAGGCGCAAUGGCUUGCACAGUUGCUGUUGAAGAACUUAUUGGUCAACAUUAUAAUGAUCAAUUGAAAGAACUUUUAGCCGAUGAUCCAGAAGCUCAUAAAGAAUUACUUGAAAUUUUGACAAGGUUGCGAGAUGAAGAAUUACAUCAUCAUGAUACUGGAAUUGAACACGACGGAGAAAAAGUUAGUUUUUUUUUUGGUGCGAGGUGAAAACUCCAAAUUCUCUGUUUAGGCUCCGGCCUACGAUGCUCUCAAAUGGAUCAUUCAAACCGGUUGUAAAGGAGCAAUCGCAAUAGCCGAAAAAAUCUAG